Molecule: messenger RNA, 793 nt
Organism: Myotis brandtii (Brandt's bat)
Lineage: Eukaryota; Metazoa; Chordata; Mammalia; Chiroptera; Vespertilionidae
Product: olfactory receptor 5C1-like
Exons: 1
Biological process (GO): G protein-coupled receptor signaling pathway
Cellular component (GO): membrane
Molecular function (GO): olfactory receptor activity; G protein-coupled receptor activity; odorant binding
Source: RefSeq, a predicted model, not a curated record
CAAGAUGGUCAUGACCUUUCUCUCCUUUCCCUCUUGCUGUGCCCCCCUCCCAUCUCUGUCCAGCAGGAUGACUCCAGAGAAUGUCACCGGGGCCAGGGUGGUCCCUGCUGAAUUCAUCCUCCUGGGCAUCACAGGUCGCUGGGACCUGCGCCUGACCCUCUUCCUGGUCUUCCUGCCCGUCUACCUGCUGAGCCUGCUGGGGAAUGUGGGCAUGGUGCUGCUGAUCCGCGUGGAUGCCCGGCUGCACACGCCUAUGUACUUCUUCCUGGCCAACCUCUCCCUGCUGGACGCCUGCUAUUCCUCUGCCAUCGGCCCCAAGAUGCUCGUGGACCUGCUGCUGCCCCGCGCCACCAUCCCUUACACGGCCUGUGCCCUCCAGAUGUUUGUGUUUGCGGGGCUGGCUGAUGCCGAGUGUUGCCUGUUGGCGGCCAUGGCCUAUGACCGCUACGUGGCCAUCGGAAACCCUCUUCUCUACACCACGGCCAUGUCACGGCGUCUGUGCCUGACCCUGCUGGGAGCCUCGGGCCUGGGGGGCGCAGUGAGCGCCUUGGUCCACACGACCUUCACCUUCCGCCUGAGCUUCUGCCGCUCCCGGGAGGUCAACAGCUUCUUCUGCGACAUCCCUCCGCUGCUGGCCAUCUCCUGCGAUGACACCAGCCUCAAUGAACUCCUCCUCUUCGCCGUCUGUGGCUGCAUCCAGACGGCCACGGUGCUGGCCAUCGUUGUGUCUUACGGUUGCAUCGCCGGGGCCGUGAUCCGCAUGCGCUCGGCCGAGGGCCGGUGGCGGGCGGCC